This is a messenger RNA of Chrysoperla carnea, 1047 nucleotides long. RefSeq lists its product as uncharacterized. The coding region runs from base 57 to 995 and encodes 312 amino acids. Lineage: Eukaryota; Metazoa; Arthropoda; Insecta; Neuroptera; Chrysopidae. The transcript is spliced from 2 exons. The record is from RefSeq and is a predicted model, not a curated record.
UUCCAAAUAACAGUUUUUGAUAUUAUUUGCUAGUGAAGUGUUAAUAGAACAAUAAAAUGAAACUGUUGAAGCCAUUUUUCAUUUUUGCAGUUAUUUGCUGUAUUCAUGCUCGCAAGGUCGAAUAUGAAGAUCUUAUCAAAGAUAUUGAGGAACUAAAUGAAAUUGAUUUUGAAGAUAUCCUUAAAGAAGCUAAGUUCCAUAUAACAAUUGAUGAAAAAGACGAACACAUUUCAAAAUCUACCAAUAUUUACGAUGAAGUUAUUGGCGAAAUUGAAGGAAUUAAUGAUGACUCGGAGAACACACGCGAUCGCUUAAAUGAUUUACGUGCAGAAUGCGAAGCAUCCAAUUGGAGUGCUGGAUUAGCUAGUACAAUAAAUGGAGUUUUCCAAACAAUUUUCGGUACUGCUGCCAAUGCUAUUGACACAGCCGUCAAUACGGUCGCUGACAAAUUCAAUCAAGGUAUUUCAGCCUCAUUGAAUUUCACUGAUCGUGUUCACACCCAAAAGAAAUUGUUAAUCGCUAAAGUACAAAAAUGUGCUGAACAACAAGGUCUUAGUGCUGAAACACUAAGUGAAGAUGCUUAUGCUAAUAUUGAAACUUGUGUACCAAAAGCAGUUGAAUCGAUAAAUGCUACAGCCCAAACAAUUAUGGACAAUUUUAGAAAUGUUCGUGGCUUUAUGUCGAAUCUACCAAAUUCGGUAAAUGAAUGCGUAGAUAUUAUGCGAAACGCAAAAAAAUUGGAAAAACUGACUGCAAGUCCAAAAACGAUUUUCUGUUUGGGUGGUGUGACUGGUCAAGUUGGUGUCGAAUCAGCACAAUUAACUACUAAAUUGAUAACAUGUGGUGUUAAAGCUGAGGUUAGUUUCUAUCAUAUUCAGAGAGAAUUACGAUUUUGUUAUAUGGAUGGUUUGGAAGCGAUUGUUAAAGAAGCACAGGCGAAAGGAAUUGAACUUAAAAAAUGUGUACUUCGUAAUGAAACAAAGAAAGUUGAAUAAGUUUUUGAUUUGAAUUUAUAUUUUCUGAUAAUUAUUAAUGGAAAUAAAAAAA